Talaromyces amestolkiae is the source of this 1632-nucleotide messenger RNA. RefSeq lists its product as uncharacterized. The transcript has 6 exons. Gene Ontology annotation, biological process: basic amino acid transport; transmembrane transport. Gene Ontology annotation, cellular component: fungal-type vacuole membrane. The record is from RefSeq and is a predicted model, not a curated record. NCBI's taxonomy places the organism in Eukaryota, Fungi, Ascomycota, Eurotiomycetes, Eurotiales, Trichocomaceae. Gene Ontology annotation, molecular function: basic amino acid transmembrane transporter activity. The coding region runs from base 1 to 1632 and encodes 543 amino acids.
AUGGCCGCUGCAGAAACACAUCCAACUGAGAAUACGCCCCUGUUGCGCGACGAAACUCACACCAAUGGCACCACAGAUCCAGAGCAAGUCUCCAACGAUUCUCUGCAGGAAAAUGGAGCGCAAAAGGGUCCUUCGUCUACUUCUACGCAAUUGAGGUAUAUUCUUCCUGCUAUCUCAAUUGGUGUCUUCCUAGCAGCAGCCGACCAAACUAUCAUCGUCGCAAGCUACGGGAAAAUCGGCAGCGAUCUAAAGGCCCUCAACUUGACAAGUUGGAUUGCGACUUCGUAUUUUCUGACCUUGACUUCUUUUCAGCCAUUGUACGGCAAACUGUGUAAUAUCUUUGGGCGCAAGGCAUGUUUGCUAUUUGCCUAUACCGUCUUUGGGACGGGAAGUUUGUUCUGCGGGUUGGCGCAGGAUAUUAAUCAGUUAAUUGCUGCGAGGGUUUAUCAAGGAAUUGGGGGUGGAGGUAUGACGACUGUUGUCAGCAUUCUCAUAAGUGACAUAGUGCCUUUGCGUGAUAGAGGCCUAUGGCAGGGGAUAAUCAACAUCAUAUACGCCACUGGAUCGGGAAUUGGUGCACCGCUAGGUGGUAUAUUGGCUGACUACAUCGGCUGGCGCUGGGCAUUCAUUGUGCAGGCGCCCAUCUGUCUCCUAGCAUUCCUAUUUGUCACUUUCUUACUGCACGUCCCUGGCCCCGACUCAGGAGACUGGAUUGCAAAGCUCAAACGCAUCGACUUCCUCGGCGCCACCGUUCUCGUCGGAGCCGUCUUGGGCAUCUCUGUCGGUCUUGAUAGAGGAAGCAACGUCUCUUGGACCAUUCCGGAGACCUAUGUCUCUGUGAUCGUUUCGGUAGUCUUGUUCGUGGCCUUCAUCCUGAUUGAGAACUACGUCGCAUCCGAGCCAUUUGCGCCUGGCCACCUCAUCUUCGACCAAAACCUACUUGCGUGUUAUGCGUGCAAUUUCUUCAGUUUUGCGGGUUUCAUGGGUACUAUUUUCUAUAUUCCGCUUUACUUUCAAGCUGUGAAUGGAGUUUCGGCUAGUGUAGCUGGAGUGCGACUUUUACCGCAAAUUAUUCUUGGUGUGUCGGGKUCAUUGGCUGCUGGAUACUUGAUGAAGCGGACUGGAACGUACUACGGGCUCACUAUCUUUGGAUAUGCGCUUUUACUCGCUGGCUCACUCGUUCUAUUCCUCUUUUCUGGUGCCGUUGCCGAUGCAUAUCAGGUGAUGAUUGUGGGAGCUAUGAUAUCUGCCUUCGGAAACGGAAUAGGCGUCACUACAACAUUGAUCGGACUUAUCUCAAAUGCCUCCUCAGAAGACCAAGCGGUCGUGACCGCCUGCUCAUAUCUCUUCCGCUCCCUCGGUAGCGUGCUUGGUCUCUCACUCGCAUCUACCGUCGAACAACAACUCCUCCGUGACAGACUCCAACUUGUUCUCCACGGCAGCAAGGAUAUUGAUCGCAUUGUGGAUGGUGUACGGCAAUCUCUCGACUUUAUCAAGACCUUGCCCAUUGAUGUACAAGCCGUCGUUCGUAGAGCCUAUGGUUGGUCUACGAACAUAACGUUUGCUGUUCAGAUGGGUAUUACGCUCUUUGCACUUGUUAGUGCGUUUUUCAUCAAGGAGACAAAGCUCUGA